Molecule: messenger RNA, 2177 nt
Organism: Linum trigynum
Lineage: Eukaryota; Viridiplantae; Streptophyta; Magnoliopsida; Malpighiales; Linaceae
Source: the annotation of a GenBank genome assembly
CGUUGUAGUCUAGUUGGUCAGGAUAUUCGGCUCUCACCCGAAAGACCCGGGUUCAAGUCCCGGCAACGGAAAUUACUAAACCUUUUCGCAGUUUUAUUUUCAUAUUUUACUUCUACACUGAAAAUAACUGGGCCGGGCCGACAAACUGGCCCAAUUAGUUUUUAUUUUAUCCCUGCUCUCUCGCGGUACAUUCUCUCCCUUAUCCUACCUGAAGGCGGCCACGGCGACGAUCAAUUCCACGGCGACGAGCACUUUUCUCUGGUGUCAGUGGUGUGUUUGAAUCGUCGUCUCUCUUCAACUAGACUGCGCCCCAAGAAAGCGUGAAACAGGUUAGGCGGAACUCUUGCGGCCGAAUGGUUGCUCCUUUUUCAUCUUCUCGCCCUUAGUUUCCCGCUGGUACGGCGGAGAUGGGGGUUCUGUUUUCUAGGGUUUCGUUUGUCUGUCAAUCUCAAUAAAUUUAGUCGGAGGAGAAGUUCUGAUUUAUAAUUGAAGCUGUAUAUGUGUCGCAAAGAGGAGUAGAUCCAUAUAUGCCUUCUUUUGUGACGAAUCCAUGGCGAAGGAACUAAAUUCGAUUUGGGAAUGGUUCGUGCAGGCAGCUGAAGUGAUUGCGAAGGGGACAGUGGCUCCGGAAAACAUGGCUGACGAAAGGAGAGCUCACCCUGACUGUAUGAAUGCGGCGAAUCCUUACCAUGAGUGUGUUGAGUACUGCUUCAAGAAGAUUGCAGAAGCCAAGGCUAGAGCAGAUAAAGAAGCAGAGUUCAAGCAAGCUCAAGCUGUGAAUGAUCUAGCCAGUACACGGGUUUCGGAUGAAAUGACAGAUAAGCUUGUCGUAAGACCAGAUUCUAACGAUGAUGAUGAUAGCCACAGUGACAAAAAUGACCAAGGCGUGGAGGAAUUUCAGGAAGAAGAUGUUACUAAACUGAGUGGAAGGCGGAAAAAGUUGUAUGAGUUGAAGCGUAAGAUGUAUGAGGCGAAGAAAGCCAAUCAAAUGGCAAUGGUGGCUGAAAAGAAGAGAUUGGAACCUCCCCAAGAGUCUAGAGGCAUUUCCAAACAAAAAUGGCUCGAGGAGAGGAAGAGGAAGAUCGGUAAACUUCUUGAUGCAAAUGACUUGGACAUGACAAAGGCAUAUAUGCUGGAUACGCAAGAGGCCGCAGAAGUCAAGUACAAGAAAUGGGACAAAGAUCCUGCUCCAUUUGGUUGGGAUGUUUUCAAUCAGAGGACUCUGUAUAAUGCAUAUAAAAAGCGAACAAAGAAUGUUAAUGUCGAUCUAGAAGAGUAUAACAAGAUGAAAGAAGCCGAUCCUGAGUUCUACCGGGACGCCUCAAGUCUUCAAUACGGAAAGGCACCAAAGAUCUCAGAGGAUAAGAUUGACAGAAUGGUGAAGGAACUCAAGGACCGGGAUGCGAAACGCGGAUCAUUCAGCCGGAGGAGGAGAUUCCAUGAAGAGAAGGAUAUCGACUCUAUCAACGAUCGUAAUGAGCACUUCAACAAGAAGAUUGAACGAGCCUUCGGUAAAUACACGCUGGAGAUUAAGAACAAUCUCGAGAGGGGAACUGCACUGCCCGACUAAACUAUGCCGCACUCUCUCAGGGGUGCACUGUUUUGGGUAAGCUUCCCCAAGUACUUAACCUUUUCUGCGGUUAUCUGUGAAUUUGAGCGUUCCCUGAAACUUUCGAGUUGGGGGAGGGCUUUUCAAUUUCCUCAACUGAAUGAUAGGAUGCAAUCAAUCUCCUCUGAUUUGUGUAUCAUAAAGUACCUUGUCAGUAUCUCUGCACGAUUUAUUUCCUCAUUGGCAUUCUAACUUUAAGCAAGAGUUGUAAUAUAUUUCACAAUCAUUCUCCAAAUUACCAAAUAUUUUGUUCGCGCGGUCCUUUUCGCUUAGAAUUCCUCCAUGUUUUGUUUGCCAAAUAGGGGUGGACGAAGUUUUGGUCCAUCCCCUGGAAAUUUAAUGAGGUUGUUGAGUCUAUAGCUCGCAGCCUACCACCUACCUUCUUCCUCUCUUUUUUUAUGCUAUAGCCUACCACUACAGGAGAAAAGGAGUGGUAGCUAGCUCGCUAAUUUUACUGCUCCAUUUUGCCUUUGGAACUUCUUUUCCUUUUUUUGAUUUGGAGCCUUGUUAGCCUUUUGAGUUUGGACCACAACUGCACCCAACUCCCAAAGAAAAGAGUGCAGAAGGA